CAGCUGAUUCGCUGCAGCGGCGGCGGCGGCGGUGCAGGCGGCAACGGGCGCCUCGUAGCCGCGCUAGCGAGGCGGAGGCUGGGCUGGGGUUCCAGCCGAAGUUUCCGCGCGCGGGUUUGCCCACCCGGCGUCCCUCCCGGAUACAUCCUCGCCUGGUCCUGUUGGCCGGAGGGACGGGAUAUAGCCAGGCACACGAUGAAGCUGUGACAGGUUUGCCAGCAGGAUGGCAGCAAACAGCCUGGUUCUGCCCAUCGUCCUCUGGGGGCGCAGAGCCCCGACGCACUGCAUCUCAGCCGUGCUGCUGACGGACGACGGGGCCACCAUCGUGACCGGGUGCCAUGACGGGCAGAUAUGUCUCUGGGACCUUUCCGUAGACUUGGACGUGAAUCCCCGAGCGCUGCUCUUCGGUCACACGGCGUCCAUCACCUGUCUGUCUAAGGCGUGUGCGUCUGGUGACAGACAGUAUAUUGUGAGUGCAUCUGAGAGUGGGGAGAUGUGCCUCUGGGACGUGAGUGAUGGCAGAUGUAUUGAAUUUACAAAAUUAGCUUGCACACAUACUGGCAUACAGUUCUACCAGCUCUCUGUUGGAAAUCAGAGAGAAGGAAGGCUUCUGUGCCAUGGUCAUUAUCCUGAAAUCCUUGUGGUGGAUUCCACCAGCCUUGAAGUGCUGUACUCCUUAGUCUCAAAGAUCUCUCCAGACUGGAUCAGCUCUAUGAGUAUUAUUCGAUCCCACCGAACACAAGAGGACACCGUGGUGGCACUCUCAGUGACGGGCAUCCUGAAGGUGUGGAUCGUCACCUCGGAAAUCAGCGACCUGCAGGAUACUGAGCCAAUAUUUGAGGAGGAAUCCAAACCAAUUUACUGUCAGAAUUGCCAAAGCAUCUCUUUCUGUGCAUUCACACAAAGGUCACUUUUGGUGGUGUGCUCCAAGUAUUGGAGGGUAUUUGAUGCUGGAGACUACUCCUUGUUGUGCUCGGGUCCGAGUGAAAACGGGCAGACGUGGACGGGAGGUGACUUUGUCUCAGCCGAUAAAGUCAUCAUCUGGACUGAAAAUGGGCAGAGUUACAUUUACAAGCUACCUGCCAGUUGCCUUCCAGCUAGUGAUUCAUUCCGCAGCGAUGUGGGGAAAGCGGUCGAAAGUUUAAUUCCUCCAGUGCAGCACAGCCUCUUGGACCGAAGAGAUAAAGAGUUGCUAAUUUGUCCUCCUGUGACUCGAUUCUUCUAUGGAUGCAAAGAAUACUUCCACAAACUAUUAAUUCAGGGUGAUUCUUCUGGAAGAUUGAAUAUUUGGAACAUAUCAGACACACCUGAUAAACCGGAAGGGCGGGAAAUGACCACAUCUAUUAGUUUGCAAGAGGCGUUUGAUAACCUGAACCCGUGUCCUGCUGGAAUUAUAGAUCAGCUGAGCGUGAUCCCCAACAGUAGCGAACCUCUUAAGGUGACGGCGAGUGUGUACAUACCAGCGCACGGACGGCUCGUCUGUGGCCGUGAAGACGGAAGCAUCGUCAUCGUCCCCGCCACGCAGACGGCCAUAGUGCAGCUUCUGCAGGGCGAGCACAUGCUCCGCAGAGGUUGGCCACCUCACAGGACACUCCGUGGUCAUCGGAACAAAGUCACAUGUUUGCUGUACCCUCAUCAGGUCUCAGCCCGUUAUGAUCAAAGAUAUCUCAUAUCUGGAGGCGUGGAUUUUUCGGUCAUAAUUUGGGACAUAUUUUCUGGAGAAAUGAAACAUAUCUUCUGUGUCCAUGGUGGUGAGAUAACUCAGCUUCUAGUUCCACCUGAGAACUGUAGUGCAAGAGUGCAGCACUGCAUCUGUUCUGUAGCCAGUGACCACUCAGUCGGACUUCUAAGUUUGCGAGAGAAAAAGUGCAUUAUGCUGGCGUCUCGUCAUCUUUUCCCCAUUCAAGUAAUCAAGUGGAGGCCUUCUGAUGAUUACCUAGUAGUGGGAUGUUCAGACGGCUCUGUGUAUGUCUGGCAAAUGGAUACUGGAGCGCUGGACCGCUGUGUGAUGGGGGUCACGGCCGUGGAGGUCCUGAGCGCUUGUGACGAGGCGGCCCCCGCUGCCGCCGACUCCCUGAGUAACCCGGCGGUCAACCUCAAGCAAGCCGUGACGCGCCGCAGCCUCGCCGCGCUGAGGAGCAUGGCCCAGCACAAGCUGCAGACGCUGGCCACCAACCUCCUGGCUCCCGAGGCGUCCGACAAAGGAAAUUUACCUAAAUAUUCUCAUAACUCCCUGAUGGUUCAAUCAAUAAAGACAAACCUAACAGACCCGGACAUACACGUGCUCUUCUUUGAUGUGGAAGCGCUGAUUAUUCAACUCUUGACUGAAGAAGCCUCUAGGCCGAAUACGACGCUUAUUUCCCCAGAGAAUCUGCAGAAAGCAUCUGGCAGUUCAGACAAAGGGGGCUCUUUUCUAACCGGAAAACGAGCAGCAGUCCUCUUCCAACAAGUGAAGGAAACCAUCAAAGAGAACAUAAAGGAGCACCUCCUGGAUGACGAAGACGAGGAUGAAGAGGCGGUGCGACAGAGGCGGGAGGACGGUGACCCUGAGUAUCGGGCCAGCAAGUCCAAGCCGCUGACCCUGUUGGAGUAUAACCUGACGAUGGACACUGCGAAGUUGUUCAUGUCCUGCCUCCACGCCUGGGGUUUGAAUGAGGUCCUGGACGAAGUGUGUCUCGACCGCCUGGGGAUGCUGAAACCCCACUGCACGGUGUCGUUUGGCCUCUUGUCGCGAGGAGGUCACAUGUCCCUGAUGCUUCCCGGUUAUAACCAGGCAUCCGGUAAACUGUCCCGCGGGAAAGCCCAAGUGGGAAGGAAGCUGGCGGCCACCGAGGGUGUCGGGAAGGGGACCUACGGCUUGUCCCGGGCUGUAACCACGCAGCAUCUCCUGUCUGUCAUAUCUUUGGCAAACACCUUGAUGAGUAUGACCAAUGCAACUUUUAUUGGUGAUCACAUGAAGAAGGGCCCUACCAGGCCACCUAGACCAAGCACCCCAGACCUUUCCAAGGCAAGGGGUUCCCCUCCAACUACCAGUCAUACUGUGCAAGGACAGAUUAAACAAGGAUGGAGUCAGUUGGCCGCCAUGCAUUGUGUUAUGCUGCCAGACCUGCUGGGAUUGGACAAGUUUAGGCCCCCGCUUCUAGAGAUGCUGGCUCGGAGAUGGCAAGAUCGAUGCUUGGAGGUCAGAGAAGCUGCACAGGCUCUGCUGCUAGCCGAACUGAGAAGAAUUGAGCAGGCGGGACGGAAGGAGGCCAUUGAUACCUGGGCUCCUUACUUACCUCAGUACAUGGACCACGUCAUAUCACCGGGAGUCUCAGCAGAAGCCCUUCAGACUCUCACCACUGCUCCUGAUGCCUCUGGCCCAGAGGCCAAAGUCCAAGAGGAGGAGCAUGACCUUGUGGAUGAUGACAUCACCACUGGUUGCUUAUCAAGUGUCCCACAAAUGAAAAAAAUUUCCACAUCUUAUGAGGAAAGACGGAAGCAAGCCACUGCUAUUGUUUUACUAGGAGUAAUAGGAGCUGAAUUUGGUGCUGAAAUUGAACCUCCUAAACUGUUGACCAGACCUCGCAGCUCUAGUCAGAUUCCUGAAGGAUUUGGUUUGACUAGUGGUGGAUCCAACUACUCACUGGCCAGACAUACUUGUAAGGCCCUGACAUUUCUUCUGCUGCAGCCGCCAAGCCCUAAGCUUCCUCCACACAGUACCAUCCGCAGAACAGCCAUUGACCUGAUUGGACGUGGCUUCACCGUCUGGGAGCCCUACAUGGAUGUGUCUGCCGUCCUCAUGGGGCUUCUCGAACUUUGUGCUGAUGCUGAGAAACAACUUGCCAACAUCACAACGGGGCUGCCUCUGAGCCCCGCCGCCGACUCCGCCCGCUCGGCCCGGCACGCCCUCUCCCUCAUCGCCACGGCCAGGCCCCCCGCGUUCAUCACCACCAUCGCCAAAGAGGUGCACAGACACACUGCUCUCGCCGCAAACACCCAGUCUCAGCAGAAUAUGCACACCACCACUCUUGCCCGAGCGAAAGGGGAAAUUCUGAGAGUCAUUGAAAUUCUUAUUGAAAAGAUGCCCACAGAUGUCGUGGAUCUUCUUGUAGAGGUUAUGGACAUCAUUAUGUACUGCCUCGAAGGAUCUUUAGUUAAAAAGAAAGGUCUUCAGGAAUGUUUUCCAGCCAUCUGCAGGUUCUACAUGGUCAGCUAUUAUGAGCGGAGUCACCGAAUAGCCGUUGGAGCACGCCACGGAUCAGUGGCCCUGUACGACAUUCGGACUGGAAAAUGUCAGACAAUCCAUGGACACAAGGGACCAAUCACUGCAGUGGCCUUUGCCCCAGAUGGACGCUAUCUUGCCACCUACUCGAACACGGACAGCCACAUUUCUUUCUGGCAGAUGAACACGUCCCUGUUGGGGAGCAUCGGCAUGCUGAACUCGGCACCCCAGCUGCGCUGCAUCAAGACCUACCAGGUGCCCCCGGUGCAGCCCGCCUCCCCCGGCUCGCACAACGCCCUGCGGCUGGCCCGGCUCAUCUGGACGUCCAACCGCAACGUCAUCCUCAUGGCUCACGACGGCAAGGAGCACCGCUUCAUGGUCUAGGGCUGCGGGCCGCGAGCUCCGCCUCCCAGGUCUCCAGGCCCAGAGUCCCCCUCCCUCGGCGCCCGCCCCCCACCCCGCGCCGGGGUCACCAGGAGCAGCGGGGUCUGUGUCCUCCCGCCCCCGCCCCCACGGACUGGGGCGGCCCGCGGCCCCACAGGACGGCCGCCCUGUCCCCAGGCUGUCUCCCCGCUCCGCACCCCCGCACCGGGAGGGGAGGCUGGGUCCUGUUGCUCGGUGCGCCGGAAGCCCGAAAAUCAAUAACCACUGUGAUUGCACUGCCAGCCCAGAUCAGCAGUUUCCGAGCGCUGAACCCCACCUCCGAACGCGGUGGGGACCUGGUCAUUCCGACACUGGGUUUUAUGGUCGUGUGGCAGUCCUAAUCAUUGAUAUUAUUUUCCUUUGGAUUUCCUAAAAGAUGCUGUCGUUUACCAGAAGGAUUCUGUGUUUACAUGAUCUCUCUCUUUUUUUUUCCUUUCUGGGAGAUUGCUCGGAAAUUACUCAAUCCAAUUUCCUAGGGUUUAGCCACUACCUUCUUUAUUAACACCUAACCAAUUGGAGAUUAAUGAGAAAAUACACACACAGACACACACAGAUUUUCCUGGAGAAUAGUCUCUUGGACACCCAGCCUUCCAAAAUGCUCAUAUCCUGCUCAAGUGAUGCUAUAUUUAGUAGUUAAAAAUCAAAAUCAUCACUACUGACGAUCUAGUUAAUAUAAUCAUCCAGUCACUAGAACUAAUCUCUGAAAUGGACUUUUGUCAUAAAGAACCGAGUUUGGAAGCAUAGCAUACACCUGGAAAGAAGAUUCUUGUGUCUAUAGCUACAGAUCUUUUUAAGAAAGAGCUUACCCCAGAGACUUCACAGACCUGCAGUUCCCAUAUGUCAGCUAUCACGUAAUAGUUACAAUUCAGCCUUCAAACCACUACUGACCAGUUAAAGGAAAACCAAGACAACAUUUCUUUUAAACAAGUGUCCUAGAAAAUCAUUAACUAUGGCAGAGGCAUUCAGGAGUAUAUAGCCACCCUCAGUGUCUGCGGGGGGUCAGUUCUAGGGCCCCCGAGGAUACCGGAGUCCACAUGUACUCUGGUCCCUGGUAUAAAAUGGCAGAGGACACGAAGGGCCGGCUGUCUGUACACCUGUGGGGGCUCUCAGCCGAUCUGAAGAAGCACUGCAGUGAGGGUGUUCAUCGCACUUCUAAGGAAACUGUAACUAGGGCACUUUCUUCUGCUUCUGUCGGAUUAUGCUGGUCCUUUGCUCAUAGUAAUGGGGAAAAAAAUCCAUAAAAUAAUAUUUUGGAUGACUUGCUCCUGACAACCUUGAUCUGCAUAUAGUUGGGAAUUUGGCUGGUUGGCUGUUGAUUGGUUAAUCAGGCAAAAUGGUUUAUUAAAUAUAAAAAUAUAAAACAAUUUAUUAAAUUCAGGAAAAAAAAUAUGAAGUUUACAAAGGAACCAAAGUGAUAAAGGGAGCAUCUAAUUAAAAAAAAUCGAGGUUGACAGAGUUCAUAUAAUAUUCAGAAAAGUAUGAUCACAGUCCAGGAACAAAUACAGCUAUUGUUUUAUUGAAACAGACUUCUAAAGAACAUGUUAGGAAAUCAAGUCCCCUAGAACAGCUCUUUCAUAGCGAUAAGAUGUAUGUCAUGUCUAUUGAUGGCAAACCCAUCCCAUACCUUGGUUUUAGACUUUAGGUAUUCUUCAAAGGUGAAUUUAUGCCACAUGCAUGUACAUUGUAUUUAUAAAGAUUAUACAUGUAGCUUCCCAGGAAGAAACUAAGAACUAUACAGCAUAGGCUUGGUUUGUGAGUGUGCUCUUGUGUGCGAUAGAAACAGAAAAACCCGAGGAGAUCAUGGGGGGCUCUCAUUUUUCCAGUGAUUUUCCUGAGUCUUCAGUGCAAAUACCCAGCCCAUGUUUACCUUAUGAACUGAAAUGAAGAUUAACUUAUUCUAGACUACAAAGCUGCUUUGGAAUGAUGAAGUACAGAUAUACUUUAGAGAUUUUUUUUUUUUUUUGAAAAAACAAAAUGUUCACCGUGUCAGGAGGAAGGUGUGAGACUUGUGGGCAGGCCACCCCCAAAGAACAGAGCGCACACCCCAUGGAGGUUUAGAAGAAAGCUGUGAGGAGCUGGGCAGUGGGGCUCAGCCCGCCUCACACCCCAGCUGCAGAGAUGGCCGUGACUGUUGGCGGGCAGAACCUGGGCGUCGUAGGACGCCGAGGUGGAUGGUGGCUGCCGGUUAGACAGUCACCUCUAACUGCUUCACUAGCAUUUGCAUUCUCGUUCCCACACAUCUCUCCCUGACUCUCUGAACAACCACAGCUGCAGACUUCAUCACAGCACAGACGUCUCAGCACUGAGGUCAGCUUAUAUUGUCAUCCCAGCGUACGCUUCUGGUGUCUUCUUGAUUUUGUUGGCGCUGUACUUGGACCUGCCCUUGUAAACAUAGAAACGUAUGCGUAGCUUCAUUGGUAAUGUCCAAGCUCACGAUGCCGCAUCGUGACACCUGUAUGAAAACGUGAUGCUUGAACUCACUGCGUCCAGCAUGUGAAGUAAAACGUCUGCCUCUGGAGAUGCCUCUUGAUGACGCCAUUUAACAGAUUCUAAAUGUGCUGACUGUCCCUGUGUACAUAUGUGUGUUAAAAUAAAACUGAACUGUACCGAAGGUGGUUUUUCUCAUUAAAAACGUGCAUUCUUUUUAAGCAUUCUCCAUGGAAAUCCUCCCCCUCCCCCACCUUUGGUACUAAAUUAAGCCUUCUAUUUCUGUUUGGUUAUUCAUUUCCCUGGAAAACCAGCUUCCAGAAAGGUGAACAUGUCCACAGAGGAGGCCAGAGCGUGGAGGGAGUCCUCCAGGACUGCGGAAGUGACAACCAAACUCUCCUACCAAGACUCCACGGCACCCUCUGUGGCUUGGGCAAGGGAAUUGCAUACGUGUUGCUUUAUCUCCACCCUAAAUUGCUCCUAAAUAAACUGUUAAUUAUACCAAA
This is a messenger RNA of Dama dama (fallow deer), 7560 nucleotides long. RefSeq names its product WD repeat domain 7 (gene WDR7). Gene Ontology annotation, cellular component: cytoplasm. Bases 224 to 4588 code for a protein of 1454 amino acids. The transcript is spliced from 27 exons. The record is from RefSeq and is a predicted model, not a curated record. Gene Ontology annotation, molecular function: protein binding. Lineage: Eukaryota; Metazoa; Chordata; Mammalia; Artiodactyla; Cervidae.